Xyrauchen texanus (razorback sucker) is the source of this 1860-nucleotide messenger RNA. Its product is annotated as ADP-ribosylation factor-like protein 8B-A. Gene Ontology annotation, biological process: protein transport; anterograde axonal transport. The transcript has 7 exons. NCBI's taxonomy places the organism in Eukaryota, Metazoa, Chordata, Actinopteri, Cypriniformes, Catostomidae. Gene Ontology annotation, cellular component: lysosomal membrane. Gene Ontology annotation, molecular function: GTPase activity; GTP binding. The coding region runs from base 108 to 668 and encodes 186 amino acids. The record is from RefSeq and is a predicted model, not a curated record.
UCAUAUGACAGCGGCCAGUUCCUUCCAAACACUACGCUACGACUCUUAAUUGUAAAAACCCAGUUGCAAACAAACCCAACACAGACCUGUUAAUCCAGCGUCUCAGAAUGUUGGCACUGGUUAACCGCCUCCUGGACUGGUUUAAGUCUCUCUUCUGGAAAGAAGAGAUGGAGUUAACCCUCGUCGGACUGCAGUAUUCGGGGAAAACUACAUUUGUUAACGUGAUCGCGUCGGGCCAAUUCAACGAAGACAUGAUUCCAACUGUGGGGUUCAACAUGAGGAAGGUCACAAAAGGCAAUGUCACCAUCAAGAUCUGGGAUAUAGGGGGUCAGCCGAGGUUCAGGAGCAUGUGGGAGCGAUACUGUCGAGGAGUGAAUGCAAUAGUGUACAUGGUGGACGCAGCAGACCAGGAGAAGGUUGAAGCUUCCAGAAAUGAGCUGCACAAUCUCUUAGAUAAGCCACAACUACAAGGAAUACCUGUGUUGGUGCUUGGAAAUAAGAGAGAUCUACCCAAUGCAUUGGAUGAGAAACAGCUCAUUGAAAAAAUGAACUUGGCUGUUAUUCAAGACAGAGAGAUCUGCUGCUACUCUGUUUCCUGCAAGGAGAAAGAUAACAUUGACAUCACACUUCAAUGGCUAAUCCAGCACUCAAAAUCAAGAAGAAGCUGAAAAUGUCUUCAGUGGGCCAAGUCUAUCCGCUGCCAUGUUACUCUCACACCACAUCCUGCUCACUUUGUGAAACUGUACAGUUCUCCAUCCUGCUCCCCAUCACACUACCCUGCUUGUCUGACCCCAUAAUUCUUCUCAAGCUCCUCCUCCUGACUGCAUCAGUCUUCUCAAUGAUGCAUCAGUUGCUAAAAGACGCUAGCCCGCAGAAUGAGUUCCUCCACCUAUUACAGUGUGCUGACAGAUGAACACAAUGGAUUCAAUCCCAGCAGCUCCAGCAGCCUCCACUGGACACUAUUUUAAAACCGUUGAGAAUCCAAACUUUAAUAUCAUGUUCUGCCUUUCUCUUCAGUCUGUCAGGUUAUGCUCAUAUGAGCGUGUGAUAUCAUUUGGACUGUUGCAUUUAUUUUAGCCAUUUCUCUUGUGCCCCCCCCCCCCCCCAAUUGGUGUCUCUUGAGAAAUCUGUAAUAUUUACAUUUGCAGAGCAAUUAAAAGGAUAGUUCACUUAAAAGUGCAAAUUCUGUCAUCACUUAUUCACUCAUGUUUCAAACCCAUUUGACUCUUUUGUGGAACACAAAAGGAGAUGUUUAAGAAUGAUGGGGACUGACAGCCUCAGUCACCAUUCACUUUCAUUGCAUCUUUUUUUCCAUACAGUGAAAGAGAAUGGUGAUGAAGUCCUUUACAUUCUGCCUAACAAAUCUGUUUUUGUUCCAAGGAACAAAGUCAUACCGGGUUGAUACCCCAUGAGGAUGAGUAAAUUAUUUUUUCAGAAUUUUCAUUUUCAUUAAACUAUGCCUUUUAAAGUAAAUAAACAGCUCAGCAGAAAUGUACAAAUGAUGAUUCAGUAAGAUUUUUAGAAAGGUGAAUGUUAGUAUAUUUGAGAAGAUGAAUAUAUUGCUGGUAAAGAUGUAGUUUUGUGCAAAGAUGUCUUUGAAUCCUGUUCAUGAGCUGAGAUGGACAAUAGGCGAAGUUAAAGUGCCUUGUGCAGUGUAUCUUUCCCUCAAUAUGAACAGUAUACUGGGUGUGCCUGCCUGGAACUAGAUCCGAUGAAGACGACUUUCUUCUAACUGCAAAACUGAAGGCAUGCUUUUUAAGGUAGAUUAUUGUACUGUUGUCAUCAUCAAAAUAUUGAUAUUGAAACCCCACUAUUAUCAAUGCACUUUUGUAAAUACGAUGAACCAAUAAAUAGAUUGUC